Histoplasma mississippiense is the source of this 723-nucleotide messenger RNA. RefSeq lists its product with no specific name. The record is from RefSeq and is a predicted model, not a curated record. The transcript has 3 exons. NCBI's taxonomy places the organism in Eukaryota, Fungi, Ascomycota, Eurotiomycetes, Onygenales, Ajellomycetaceae. Bases 1 to 723 code for a protein of 240 amino acids.
AUGUUCUCACUCUUCAUCAGUCCGGUGUACGAUCCCCCAGAUUAUCCGUCCCAGAACACGGAUUACCCGUGUCGGGAGUUUCAGGAGAUCUCCCCGAAAUCAAGUCCUCAGCCAAAUCCGUUCUACCUCUCCAUUCAGGCAUGGGACAAGCAUUUUAACCUCACUCCGGGAACGGGACCUACCCAACGGAAAUCAGCCAAUUAUACCGAGUAUCAGGCGAUCCAUGUAUACACCGGGAUGGCAAUGAACGCAGCAGACUUCCUCGAGCGACAAGACUUCAAGUUCAACGCCUCGUGCAUCUGCAAAGAUGAGCGCGACGCCGGCAGUCUUCUCUAUUCGGGCUCCCUCAUCAAUCCGACGGAAGACAGGAAAUUCGACUGGGCCCAGAACCAGAUCUCCACGCCCGGGAUCUUGGGUUUCUUCAACGCGCACAGAGCGCAAGUGGUGAUGACUGGGUCUUUCAUUGUGGCUAAUGAGAAGCACGGCUCGAUGGUUGGGCGGGCUGAGAUGGCUUUCCGCGGCGAGAUUGACGAGGAGCGGUCGGAUCAACUGCUCAUGGGCGGGCGGGUGCCGGAAUGGAAUGCUACGCUGGGAUUUGUGCGGGACAGUGUUGGGGGCGCGAAGUCUGUGGCUCCGCGGGUUUUGGUUUCGGGGGAGGUUGGGAAGUUGAUUCUAGGAGGAGUUGCGGGCCUGGGGCUUGUGGUUCCGUUGAUGUUCUUUUGA